Messenger RNA from Cannabis sativa, 2209 nucleotides. RefSeq lists its product as uncharacterized. The coding region runs from base 240 to 1397 and encodes 385 amino acids. Lineage: Eukaryota; Viridiplantae; Streptophyta; Magnoliopsida; Rosales; Cannabaceae. The transcript has 7 exons. The record is from RefSeq and is a predicted model, not a curated record.
AAAUCAGUACAAAUGAUAUACUUAGUCAAGCUUUAGGGACUCCUGAAUCCUAUGGGCGUGUACGAGCUAGAGGACGUAAUGUUGGAUUUAGAGAUUGUUUUCCAAAGUCAAAAGGUGGUGUACGAUCACUUCAUGAAAGACAAAUAAUUUAUGAAAAUGAGACACGGCGAAAAUAUGAAAUAGAAAUUGAAAGUUUGAAGAAGCGCACAAAUGACAUUGAAAACAAUUUUAAGGCAGUGAUGAAGGCGCUUGAAGAGAAGUCACAUGGUCAUCAAGGUUUAUCCACUGAUAUUGAAGCUCAUUUUUCUCCAAACAUGGUACAAGAAAAUGAAUAUGAAGAUAUAGCCAAUGAUCAUGUAGAACAAGAACAUGUGGAACACAAUAUAGAAGAUAAAAGUGAUUAUCACAAUUUGGUACAAGAUGAGUCAUUCAUUGAUGUUAUUGUGACACCAAAUGAAGGUACAUGGAGUCAGUUUGAUUUGGAAAAUCUCGUUGAUAAACAGGCAACAAGAUGUGUUCUUUUGGAUUCCAUACAUCGUAAGGUUGCCAAAGGUAUUAUUAGACAAGCUGCUGAAGUUCAUAAUAAACCAUUAGAUGAAAAUAGUUACCGAAUAGAAGUUAAUGAACUCUUGAUUCCUGAUGCUUUAAUACCUGAGGCAAUUGAUCCUGAUGAGAUUUACUUGGUUAAACAUGUCUUUAGAUCUUAUGUGGCAUGGCCAAAACAUCUUGUUGUUUUAGAGGGUGAACAAAUUAAAAAAUAUACACCAAAGAAAAAAAGCACCAACAGAAAAAAAACCCAGCCAAUUCUACCUAAAACACAACCACAACCACAACAAGAGACUAGUUUAGCUUCUUCAAGCUCUAGUGCAAGGCCACCACAAAAUUCACAAAAAAUAACUAUCAUAGAUGAUGUUCCCACAAAUUUAAAAGCAAUGUGGAAUGAUAUUAUGAAAAAAUCUGAAUCAUUUAUGAUUAGUGUGCCUGUGAACGAACACAUGUUUGGUAUUAAAGAGUAUAACAUAGCAGUGAUUAAAGAAGAUGCUGAGUUUAUGGUAUAUUUUGACAACAUCACAGCUGCUUGUAUAUCACUAUAUAUGAGGUUUUUAUAUACAAUACUUGUGGAGAAUGAAAGAAUGCAUUUAUUUACAUUCUUGGAACCUCAACUUUUAGCUGCAAUACAAGGGAGAACACAUGAUGAUAGAGCUAGAGAUCUUGCUAAAAGACUUGGAGAAAUUAUACCAGGACAACAACUCAUGGCAACCUUAAAUAAUGGGAUACAUUGGAUGUUCUUGUUGAUUGACGUAUCUAAAGAGAUAGUAUACUUUUUUGAUCCCCUUGGAGGCUAUAUUUCUGAAGAUUGUAAGAAUGUUGUAGGAAAUUGCAUUUCAAUUACAUAAUUUAACAAAGGGCAAAAGAAUGAAACAAGAUUCAUUACAAUGGUAUAAUGUUAAGUGCCCUCAACAACAAGAUUUUAAAACAUGUGGCUUUUACGUUUGCGCCAUGAUGAGAGAUCUUGUGUUUGAACCUCAACCAAGUAGUUAUAUAAAAUCAAAGUGUAAUAAUCAACAAUUUUACUCAAAGGAUCAACUGAAUGUGGUUCGACGUGAGUGGGCGACACAUUUAAACAACUUUAAAAUUUAGAGAAAAGAUGCUAAAUCAAUAUUUUAAAUUUAUAUAUGCACAUUUUGAGCUAUAUUAUUGUAAUUGAUUUUCUUAAAGAGAUUUGGAAUUUUUAUUUGUACUAAUUAGUAUUACUCUUGAAUUUGUAAACUUUUAAUGCAACCUACAUUUUUUUUUUGUUUCUUCUGGUUUUGUGGCUUUUAAUUAAUUAUAUUAUGGUAUUUGUUUAUAAAAAGAAAAUACUCAUAUAACAACACUAGUCAUAUAAGUGUUGCUAGAAGUCUAACUAGAAAAAUUAAUAAAGCAACACUUAUAAUAAAAGCGUUGCUAUACAUGACUUUUAAAAAGUUAAGUAUGGUAACAUUCUUAAUAAAAGUGUUGCCAAUUAUUAUAUACAUAAAAAACAUUUAGCAACACUUUUAAAAGUAGUGUUACAAUAUAUUGUUUUUAAAACAUUAAUUAUCAUCAUAAGGCAACACUUAUAUAAGUGUCAUCUUAUAUACUAACUUUUUAGCAACAGUCUAGGAGACAACACUUUUAUAAGUGUUGUCUUUUAAUUUCUUUUAGAUAAAUAAAAGUGUUGCUAGAA